Messenger RNA from Dipodomys ordii (Ord's kangaroo rat), 1023 nucleotides. Its product is annotated as melanoma-associated antigen B2-like. The record is from RefSeq and is a predicted model, not a curated record. Gene Ontology annotation, biological process: negative regulation of transcription by RNA polymerase II. The coding region runs from base 1 to 1023 and encodes 340 amino acids. The transcript has a single exon. NCBI's taxonomy places the organism in Eukaryota, Metazoa, Chordata, Mammalia, Rodentia, Heteromyidae. Gene Ontology annotation, cellular component: nucleus.
AUGUCUGGUGGUAAGAGGAGUCAACUACAUGAAGAACACCAAGAGGAGGAACUCUGCCUGGCUGGAGGUGAAGAACCAAAUCUCCAGGAUGCUCAAGCCACUGCAGGAGAGGAAGAUGAGUAUCCAUGUUCUUCCUUUGCUGUUUCUGGAAGCACUUCCCCAACCAGCUCUACUGUAGGUUUUCCCUGGAAAUGUCAGAGAGUUCAACCUACCUGCUUUCCUGAUGUAGAUGUUUCAUGCAAGUAUUCUGAUGCAGGGGAUGAGAGCGAAGUAGAAGAAUGUUCAAGCUCCUCCAGCACCUCACCCUUCUUGGAGAGCCUAGGAAAUGAUCCUUUGGCCACAAAGGUAGGCAUGUUGGUGGAUUUUCUGCUGUACAAAUAUAAAAUAAAAGAACCCAUUAAGAAGGCUGAAAUGCUGAAGAUGGUCCCUAAGAAGUCCUUCCCUCAGAUCCUCUGGAGAGCUGCUGAACACUUGGAUGUGUUCUUUGGCCUUUGCUUGAAGGAAAUUGACCCCUUUGGCCACACCUAUGCAUUUGUUAGCAAUCUGGAUCCUUCCAAUGAAGAAAGUGUGGAUGAGAGCUGGGACUUCUCUCUGAUGGGACUUCUAAUGCCUAUUCUGGGUGUGAUCUUCAUGAAUGGUAGCCAUGCCUCUGAGGAGGACAUGUGGCAAUUCCUGAAUGUAUUGGGAAUAUAUGAGGGGAAGAAGCACCCUGUCUUUGGGGAUCCCAGGAAGCUGAUCACCGAAGAUUUGGUACAGGAAAAGUAUCUAGAGUAUCGUCAGGUGCCCAACAGCGACCCUCCAUACUAUGAAUUCCUAUGGGGUCAAAAGGCUCAUGCCCAAAUUAGCAAGAUGAAAGUCCUGGAGUAUUUGGCCAAGGUCAAUGGUACUGUUCCUGGUGCCUACCAGUCACAGUAUGAGGAUGCCUUGAGAAGCGAGGAAGAGCAAAUACAAGCCAGAAUUGCAGCCAGGCUUGGUACAUCUGACAGGGCCAGCACCCAACCCAGCAGAUCCUCCCAAGUGUAG